UUCAGAGAUAAAAUGGGGAUUAUUGAGGAGGAUGAAGACUCUCUUGUUUCCCCACAAAAGAAUCAGGCCUGGGCUAAACCGACAAUUAUUAGAAGAUCUGAAAACACUGAAGAAUCCACUGAUGAAAGAGUAGAAAUAUAUUUCGAGCUGAUUAACAAUAUAAAGAUGGUUCGCUGUCCAUUCUGUUCAAUUCAACCGUUCACAUCUCAGAUUAAACUCAGAAGACAUUUAAAAUCCAACCAUGCCGAGAGGAAAACCUUUAUACAAGGAUCGGUCAGAAGUUUACCAUCUGUUUUUGUGAGCGUGGAAACGUCUGAACCAAAUACCGAUCUUCUCACAGAAAAACGACACCGGCACACUGAAAACUCUAAAGGUUCUUCAGAUAUGGUAUCAGUAGAGUUAAUUGAUGAAACAACCAAUGAAUCGACGGCUGUAGAAAAUAAGAAAAGAAAACAUGUUGAAGACACAUCAACUUCAACUUCAACUAAAUUAAAGAAAUCUCGUCCUCUACUCGAUCCUCUUAUGCAUGUCACCGGGGGUAAGAGAACCAAGAAGGACAAAGAGGACAGUUCUGAGGACGAGGACUGGAAGGAGGAGAGAAAGAAGGAUGAGGACUGGGGAGAGGAGAGGACGAAUAAUAUUGACGUUGAGCUGGAGGACAUGUUUGAGGACAAUGACACGGAAGGAGAUUAUUGUGGGGUUUGCUGUAGUCUCCUGAACCCUGAAACCUUGAGAUUAUCAGCAGAGUUAGUGGACGGAGAAUCUCUAGCUGCAGUUAUUAGUUCAGUUCUAGAUCUGGAGAUGACCGAGCCCCAUUUAUGCGAGGGGUGUGAGGAUCUGAGCUCAGAGAUAUCCCGAACUAGGGUUGAGCUUCUCAAGAUUCAGGAGAACCUUAAGACCAGUAUCAGUAAACUCAAGGACCUGUACCAGGUAGGACGAAGUAUCCUGGAGGAGGAUCUAGGAGAGGCUGGAGUAGGAGAAGAACUCAUUAAUAUUCGUCUUGUAGCAGAUCCAGGACCUCCAAUACGAACAGCAAGAUAUCUAGGAUUUACGACCGGGUCUUGUUACCGAGGACGGAUAGUUCCUAAAGAUGAACUUGUAAAGGAUGAUGGAUCCUGUGUAGAAGAACUAGAAAUACAGGACGAAGAUUCAUGUCUAUUCCUUACCCAGGAGGAGUGGGCCAGCUCAGGGAUAACGGUUUGGGACGGACGGGUUCAGGUUCCUCAGGGUCUAGUGGUCGGAGCUGCGGUUGGUAAACAUCGUCCUAGGUUCUCCUUUUCCCGGGGAACCUGUCAGGAGACUCUAGAUCAACCCUUUCUUUGUCUGGACUGUGAGGAAAGAUUUCAACGACUCAGUGAUUUAAUGGAUCACUCUGAGUCCCAUGAAGGAACUAAGUCACUAAACCUGUUCUCUGAUCUUGAAUGCUCGGAAACAGAUCUGCUCCGGUGUCAGGAGGACGAGGAUAUACUUCCUGAGAUACUGUUUCAAGAACAAGAUCUUGUAAACAAGUUUGAGAAGAUAAAACGGGAUCUAGACGACCAGGAUGCGAGGAGAUAUAAGCUUGAAUUCAAAGCAUUUAUGCACAGGGAGCAGUUUAAAGAGUUCUUCAAUGAUGUUCCAACCCUGGAGAAACCAUUCCAAUGCUCAGAGUGCAAUAAAGUCUUCGCCAGCGCACAGGAGCUCUGGGGACACCAGGUUAGUGUUGGAAGUCAGACCUUCGACUGUAAUUUCGGGGACUGUCGAGAAAUCUUUAUGAAACUGCCGGACUUUGCUGUUCACUACGCACAGCACGCCGGUCACACCCUACACAUUCCUCCAGAUGCAGCUGGUAAGAAGGUUUUAAACAUUCCCUGUCCUAUAUGUGGAACUGUAGUGCCUGGACUUUAUAAACUCCAGAGGCACAAGAUGAGACAUGACCCGGAGAGAAAAUACAAGUGUCCGGCCUGUUGUAAACAGUUCGUAAAAGCAAACACCCUGAGAAAGCAUAUUUCUAACGUGCACAGAGGCGAGAAAGCACAGAAGGAUGAAUUUAUUGACUGUGAUAAACCUGUGAGCCCUGAGCCCCUGCUGGAAGGGCGUGUGGUUACUAGCCAUGCUAUAUUUGCUGAAUAUGAAUGUGCUACGUGUGGUAAACUUGAAGACUCAAUGGAGAAACUAAAAGAACACGAGAUAAGGAAUCAUUCAAACUUUGACUCUGUUCAACAACAGAAAAAAUGUUCAAAGUGUGGCGACGAUGUGUCGGAGGUUGAGUACUUUGGAACUUGUUUAAAAUGUAAACCUAAAAAGAAAGCCUGGCUCCGGAGCUCGUGUCCUGAGUGUGAUGUAGUGUUGAAGGAUGGGGGGAGACUGUCUGAUCACUUUACAACUGCUCAUCCUGGUGUAUCCGCUAGGUUUCAGUGUAGUGAGUGUGAACUCAGACUGCUAACUCUUCAAGGCUGUAGGAAACAUUAUAGAACGAUGCAUCCUGGAGUUCCUUUAACCUGUCUACUCUGUAAACAAACCUUCUCCAAGGAGUUCUCAUUACACCAACAUCUCUCCUCCAGUCAUCAGGACGUUAUUGGUUCUCCUCCUCAUCCUGGUUCUACAGUUCAUUGCAAGCUUUGUAAAGAUACCUUCAGCACAUAUAUGGAGAUGGUCAUUCAUACUCGGCAUAAUCACCUAGUUGAGUCUAUUGAUAUGUCUAAUCUACCCUCAUUAGAUCAGGUAACAAUGGUUGGAGGUCACGUGGUGGAAUUCAGAGAGGAUGGAGAACAGAUUGUAGCUCUUCAUACGAUUCCUUGAGAUAGAACAUGGUCAUGCAGCACCUUGAGAUAAACCUAGCUAGACAAUACCUUGAGAUUGAACCUAGCUAUACAAUAGCUUGAGAUGGAACCUAGCUAGACAAUACCUUGAGAUGGAACCUAGCUAGACAAUACCUUGAGAUGGAACCUAGCUAGACAAUACCUUGAGAUUCAACCUAGCUAGACAAUACCUCGAGAUUGAACCUAGCUAGACAAUACCUCGAGAUUGACCUAGCUAGAAAAUACCUCGAGAUUAAACCUAACCAACAGCUAGAAAUAAUAUCAAUGAUAAUAAAGCAGGGCAGAGAAUUCACUAAUACUCUAUAUUUUAUUCGUUGUUAUGUUAAAAUAUAAUCUUUUUACGUUCUUAA
Messenger RNA from Eurytemora carolleeae, 3151 nucleotides. RefSeq names its product zinc finger and BTB domain-containing protein 41. Gene Ontology annotation, cellular component: nucleus. The record is from RefSeq and is a predicted model, not a curated record. The transcript has 13 exons. Lineage: Eukaryota; Metazoa; Arthropoda; Copepoda; Calanoida; Temoridae. The coding region runs from base 13 to 2781 and encodes 922 amino acids.